Oncorhynchus tshawytscha (Chinook salmon) is the source of this 2413-nucleotide messenger RNA. RefSeq names its product E3 ubiquitin/ISG15 ligase TRIM25-like. Gene Ontology annotation, molecular function: protein binding. The record is from RefSeq and is a predicted model, not a curated record. The transcript is spliced from 2 exons. Lineage: Eukaryota; Metazoa; Chordata; Actinopteri; Salmoniformes; Salmonidae. Bases 488 to 2005 code for a protein of 505 amino acids.
ACCUGUCACUCUGGAUUAGACACACACUCGCCACUGGACCUGUCCACUCUGGAUUAGACACACACUCGCCACUGGACCUGUCCACUCUGGAUUAGACACACACACACACACGCCACUGGACCUGUCCACUCUGGAUUAGACACACACACACACACGCCACUGGACCUGUCCACUCUGGAUUAGACACACACACACGCCACUGGACCUGUCCACUCUGGAUUAGACACACACACACGCCACUGGACCUGUCCACUCUGGAUUAGACACACACACACACUCGCCACUGGACCUGUCCACUCUGGAUUAGACACACACACACACACUCGCCACUGGACCUGUCCACUCUGGAUUAGACACACACACACACUCGCCACUGGACCUGUCCACUCUGGAUUAGACACACACACACUGUCUGGGGCGGCAGGUAGCCUAGCCAAAAGGUUGCUGGAUCGAAUCCCCGAGAGGACAAGAGCCUGCCACUGCCAGCAUGUCACUGUUUGAGACUGAAGGACCCCUCGUUCUGGACCUGAGCUGCCCUAUCUGCCUGCAACUCUUCUCCGACCCUGUGUCCCUACCCUGCGGCCACGUCUACUGCUCAGCCUGCCUUGAAAAGUACAUGGACACUGACACGGCCCACCACUGCUGUCCCGAAUGCCAGGUUGAGUACCAGGGCCUCCAGGCCCUCGUGAAGAACUUCAAGAUGUGCAGCAUCAUCGAGAGCUAUAAAGCCACCACAACAGGAAAGGUCAGAUCUGUAACAGAUGGAGAUGGUGGUGAUUGCCACCAGGGGGUAUUGUCACCUAACCAGAGAAAUGAUGGUAAGGCCUCUGAAUGUCUAUUAGACAUAGAGCAACAAGAGUUACAACACACAGGCUUGGGAGAUGCAGCUGCAGCGCCCGCUACUUUUCUGAAAAACCAACUGACCAAGAUGGAGAAGUCUAAACUUCUAUUAGCGUCUCAUGUAACAGAGUUGACGGUGAGGCUGCAGAUUGCUGAGGACCAGCUGAGGAGGGAGGAGGAGAGGGAGGUUGAGGUCCGGGCCGCCAAUGCCCUUCUGAGAGGAAAGGCAGCCAAGCUGCUGGAGCGGAUGACUGAGCUGACGAUCAACUACGUUACUGGGAUGACAGAGUUGAUUGAAGAGGAACUGCGCCCCACCGAGGAGAGCCUAGGCAGCCGAGUACACCAAGUCUCCGAGAUCCGAGUGAAGUUGAGGGAUGCCCAGCUCCGAGCCAAAUCCCUCCUGACCGAGGAAGACAGUGGGGUGUUCAGUGAGGGGUUUCAGGAGGCACAACCGCGCAUCAUGGAGCUGAUGGCCCAGCAACCUCUAGAGGAGCUGGACCACGACAACACCUGUCCUGAGUCGAAAGUUAACCCAGGCCGAGCUUGCGACGAGCUGGAACGGAGGAGCGCAGAGUUGAGGGAGGGACUCGGGACGGCCCAGCGUUCCCUACGCAAUGUCCUCAACCCCUCAGAGGUGACCUUUGACCUAGACACUGCCCACCCCAGCUUGGUGCUGUCGGAGGACCUGAAGACGGUGACCUUCAGCACCAAAAAGCAGCCCUACCCGGCCCUGCCAACAAGGUUUAGCAACUUCCUCCAGGUGCUGAGCACCCAGAGCUUCUACGGAGGCGAGCAUCGCUGGGAGGUGGAGCUGGACGGAUCUUCUCCCUGGAUCAUAGGGGUGUGCUACAGCGGGGCGCUAGCACGCAGCGGGUUAGCGAGUGCCCUAGAGAGUAGCCGUGGCUCCUGGUGCCUGAUGUGGUUCGAUAACCUGCUCAGGUCCUUUGAGCAGGGCCAUGAUGUCCCAUUGAUGAGAACCCCGGCAGUACAUAGACUGGAGAUCACGCUGAGUUUUAAGACUCAGAGGUUGAGCUUCUAUAACGUCAGCCAGUGCAGUGGGAAGACUCACGUGUACACCUUUAAGGCGAACCUCACGGAGCCGGUGCAUCUGGCUUAUAGGAUGAUGUCAGGCCAACCGAAGGCACGCAUAACAGUAUGCUCUUGAACGGUCAUUGGUACAAAAGAGAACCUAGCAAGAUUACAUACUUUUGUUUUUAUUAAUUCUGUAUUAAUACCAAACAUUUCUUGUUUACAUUUAAUGUUGUUCAUGGUUGUAGAGACAUAGUUGUUUUGGUCUGUUACUAGCGGUAGGGGAGAGUGGAGUAAGUUGAGCCACCACUUUUUUCUAGGAAACCAUACACAAUGUAUAAUAGAUUAUCAUUUAAUGGAGUCUAGAAACCACAUGGAUAAAGUAGUAAGCAAGCUGGUCCAAAUUUUUUUUCACAAAGUCAAAUUAAUAUUUUGUCUUAUAGGUUUCAUGAUUAUUGUAUCUAAACCAGAUAGUUUUAAGAUUUGUUUUAUAAAUCAGUUUGGUUCUCUUUAUGCUGCAUGGAAUAAACGCAGCAUGAAAGUG